This is a messenger RNA of Eurytemora carolleeae, 2243 nucleotides long. RefSeq names its product troponin C. Gene Ontology annotation, molecular function: calcium ion binding. The transcript has 8 exons. The record is from RefSeq and is a predicted model, not a curated record. Lineage: Eukaryota; Metazoa; Arthropoda; Copepoda; Calanoida; Temoridae. Bases 129 to 629 code for a protein of 166 amino acids.
AAUGAACCGUGAACACUGAUAACCAAAUGAUUCCCCAUUAGUUCGCUAUUUGCAAGAUAGAGGGUGCUAGUGGUAGUCAGAUAGUUUAUCAUUUACCCUCCGUAGAUCUCGCACCAACAUCUGCGGAGAUGUUCUCCAGAAUAUUAUCUUCCGUCAUUCCCGUCCCAACCCUAGAGAGAGAAGGUCUUUACUCCGGGUUCAGUGUAAACCAAUGCUCAGCUACUCCGACUACCUGGAUAAAUAACCAAGAUUCAGAUUUUGCCCCAGCAAGAAGAAGGAUGGAAAUUGAUAAAGAUUCUCUUUCAAAUGCUGGAAUAGAACUGACAGACGCUGAGCUGGAUCUUUACUGCAGAGCUUUCAAGCAUAUUGAUGCUGAUGGGAGUGGAGAAAUUGAUGCAAUAGAGUUUAAAGGAGUUCUUGGCUGGUUAGGAAUACAUCUGGAGGAAACUGAGGUUCGGGAUAUGAUUGCUCAGUACGAUGAUGAUGCUAGUGGAGAGAUUGGACUAAAUGAAUUUGUUGUUCUUAUGGUGAAACAGGGUUUUAAAAUUGGGUUGCCUGAGCUGAGACUUAUCUGUUCCUCAUCUGAGUAUAAAGAUGAUAUGUUGGCCUUAUAUCAAGCUGGGUUCUAGUACUACAGAGGAUCAAAUUGAAAGAUUGAAAGAGGUUUUCCUUCUCUUGGAUGUGGAUAAGAGUGGAGAGAUGGACCUAGAAGAGCUGACAACCGUCCUGCAGUAUCUAGGGUUAAACUAUAACCCGGAGGAGAUUCAAGCAACCUUUGACGAGUUCGACACCGACGGGAGCGGGACCAUCGAGUUCUCGGAGUUCUUGGUCCUCAUGCACAAAAAGAACGUAAAGAUCACUGAUACAGACCUGAAAGUGAUUAAAACAAUGCUCAAGGAAUCAGCUCAAUAGAUCAAUUAGAUCAAUUAGAUCAAUUAGAACAAUUAGAUCAACUGUAUAUUCAUCGCAAGACUACAAACAAUAAAAUCAACUGAAUUCAUUGAAUUGAUUAGAUCAAAGUAACAACUAGAUAAAAAAAUCGACCACAAAGAUCAGCUACAGGGUUACAUUGGAUCAUUCUUGUAUUCGGGUUUCUUUUCUUAUAAAUAAAAAAAAAUCGGAUUAUCAUAUUAAAAAGUUUUGGAAUUUUAACCCUGUAUGUCCAAUAAUUAGAUUUUAUCUUUGGCACCAAAAAUGUUCAAGACCAAUAACAAAGUCCACAUCGUUAACUAGAUCAAAAUAUAACAAAAAAUAGAUAUUAUAUAUUAUUAACAUUAUAGUUAUCAGUAAACUUCGAUUUUAAAUCUUUAAACAGAAUUUCAAGAGGGCAUUAACGUAGUUUAUUAUAGUGCCAUAAUUGACUGACAACAGCAGCCUUUAAACCUCUUUCUCAGUAAAGAAGGUUCUCUUAGAUUAGGAUUUUGUCUGUUAAACAACAUUUUUGGAAUUCUGAAGCUGAGACUUGAGUCUUACUCUCCUUAUCUUAGCACUAACUCUCCUUAUCUUAGUACUUACUCUCCUUAUCUUAGUACUUACUCUCCAUCUUAGUACUUACUCUCCUUAUCUUAGUACUUACUCUCCUUAUCUUAGUACUUACUCUCCUUAUCUUAGUACUUACUCUCCUUAUCUUAGUACUAACUCUAAUGUUCAAAAUUAGACCCAACGUUUGUGAGAGUUGUCUCAGGAAUAUUAGUUUGUAACAUAUCUCCGGGCUCAAGUCUCAAUAAUAGCUUAGCCUUGAGACUUGAGACUUUUUCAAGAAUUAUGUAAAUCGCAUUUUCUGAAGUCGAAAUUUUUGAAUAUUCAUGAAAAAACUAUAAGUUUCCAUUUAUGACAUAAAGUUGAAGAUUAGCGCCAUCUUUUUCAAAAGUUUCGACAUGAAAAAUCAUUUGAAUUGAUUGAUUUAAAGUUAUUUGAAAACUUUAAAAUAAGUUUGAACAGUUGUCCAAUAAUAUUUCUGACAAUUGUAUAGAGAAAGUUUAUUGUUAAACAUAUUUUAUAUUUAUUGUAAACUUUUAAAAUAUUUUAAAAGUGUGAUUUUAACUCCAUCUUUUGGAGAAAAUUAGCAUUAAACUUUAUUCUUACUCACGAAUAUAACUCUCAAGCGGCUCUCAAGGCAUUUCAUUUUUUUAUCAUUAAAGAAUCAUAGAAAUAGACAAAUUUAAAUUUGUGUUCAAUUUAUUGUUAUUUUCAACUUGAAAAGUAUUUUAUAAAACUGUACCCUUUCAAUUGUAUGAUGGUUU